AUGGCCGGCCGCUACGGCAACCUCCCGCCGCCGACGCGCGACUCCCUCGAGCUCGCGUCGCUGGCCUCUUCGUCGCACCCGUCGCGGCGCACCUCGCAAGACUCGUCGGCUUCGGGCGCGCCCUCGUCGCGCAGGCUGUCGCUGGACGACGAGGACCCGCUGUUCGAGGCGGGCGAGGGCGAGGGCGAGCGCAGCCGCCCGCGGCACAACCGCUCCUACAGCGUGUCGUCGGCCUUUGACUUUGCGCCCAGCCUGUUCCCGCUCUCGAGCUCCGCGCAGGGCUACACGGCGCUGGGCGCCCCCGCGAACCCGGCCCUCGACCCGACCAGCGCGCUCCACGGCGGCGCGCUGGAGAAGAACAAGAGCCUGACGUACCUCAACGGCCUGUCGCUGGUCGUCGGCCUGAUCAUCGGGAGCGGCAUCUUCUCGUCGCCCGCCCAGGUGAACAAGAACGCCGGCUCGCCGGGCGCCGCGCUGCUCGUCUGGGCCGUCGCCGGCGUGCUGGCCUGGACCGGCGCGGCCAGCUACGCAGAGCUCGGCGGCGCCAUCCCGCUGAACGGCGGCGCCCAGGUCUACCUCGCCACCAUCUUUGGCGAGUGGGCCGGCUUCCUGUUCACCUGGUGCGCCGUCACCGUCCUCAAGCCCGGCUCCGCCGCCAUCAUCUCCAUCAUCUUCGGCGAGUACCUCGUGCGCGCCGCCACUGGGCCCGACGGCGUCGAGGCCAGCGUCUGGCUGCACAAGGGCGUCGCCCUGGCCGGCCUCGUCGCCGUCACCGCCCUCAACUGCGUCUCCACCAAGCUCGGCACCCGCAGCGCCGACGUCUUCAUGUUCCUCAAGUUCCUCGCCCUGCUGACCAUCUUCGUCGUCGGCAUCGUCGUCGCCGCCACGGGGCUCGCCUACCGCGGCGACGCAAACACCGACUGGAAGCACAUGGGCUGGUUCGACGGCACCUCGCACAGCAUUAGUAGUUGGGCCGUUGCGCUGUACGCCGGCCUGUGGGCGUUUGACGGCUGGGAUAACGUCAACUACGUAACCGCCGAGUUCAAGAACCCCGCCCGCGACCUGCCCCGCGUCAUCCACACGUCGCUGCCCCUCGUCAUCCUGUGCUACAUCCUCGCCAACAUAUCCUACUUCCUCGUCUUGCCCACCCACGUCAUCGAGUCCUCCAACACCGUCGCCGUCGCCUUUGGCAGCCAGGUCUUCGGCCCCGUCGGCGCCCUGGUCCUCGCGCUCUUCGUCUCGGGCUCGUGCUUUGGCGCCCUGAACGCCACCACCUUCACCUCUGGCCGCCUCGUCUACGCGGCCGGCAAGGAAGGCUACAUGCCCAGCAUCUUCGGCACCAUUGGCCUGGGCAAAGCACACCGCGCCAUCCGCCUCAGCCCAAACACCGCCAACGCCAACGUGUCGGGGAAAAUGGCCGCCUGGUUCGCAGACCCGGACGCAGGCUUCUUCUUCACCCCCAUCAGCGCCAUGCUGCUCAACGCCGCCAUAACCGCCGUCUACAUCCUGACCGGCAGCUUCGACUCGCUCGUCACCUUUUACGGCGUCGCCGGCUACACCUUUUACUUCCAGACCGUCCUGGGGCUCAUUGUCCUCCGCGUCCGCGAGCCCCAGCUCGACCGCCCGUACAAGACGUGGAUCACCACCCCCAUCAUCUUCUGCUGCGUCAGUCUGUUUCUGCUCAGCAGGGCCGUCUUCGCCGAGCCCGUCCAGACCCUGCUCGUCGUGGCCUUCAUGGCCGUCGGCCUGCUGGUGUGGUUUGCCUGGGUCGGCCGCCGUCGUGCAAAGUCUCAGCAGCGCUUCGGGGAGAGGGAUUCGGCCGAGAAGCGCGCGCGCUGGCGCUUCUGGACGCGCUGGACGGCAUGA
Didymella exigua CBS 183.55 is the source of this 1866-nucleotide messenger RNA. Its product is annotated as putative amino acid transporter. Gene Ontology annotation, molecular function: L-amino acid transmembrane transporter activity. Gene Ontology annotation, cellular component: membrane. The transcript is spliced from 2 exons. Gene Ontology annotation, biological process: amino acid transmembrane transport. The coding region runs from base 1 to 1866 and encodes 621 amino acids. The record is from RefSeq and is a predicted model, not a curated record. Lineage: Eukaryota; Fungi; Ascomycota; Dothideomycetes; Pleosporales; Didymellaceae.